This is a messenger RNA of Ostrea edulis (European flat oyster), 2405 nucleotides long. RefSeq lists its product as uncharacterized. The record is from RefSeq and is a predicted model, not a curated record. Lineage: Eukaryota; Metazoa; Mollusca; Bivalvia; Ostreida; Ostreidae. The coding region runs from base 34 to 987 and encodes 317 amino acids. The transcript has a single exon.
UUCAGUUAAGGAUUGAGUACCAAAGAAGAAAACAUGGCAAACUGCUUCAUCCGAUGCUGUCGAGUGGUUAAGCACUUGCCUGUUCGUGUCAUCUGUAUUUUGGUUUUCAUCCUCCAAACCAGUGUUGUGGAUUACUAUCUAGUGGAACACAAGGGGAACACAUAUUUCUGGUUUCUUGUGGCAGACGUCAUCGUUUUUUGCUUAUUCGUUGCGUCAUUUAUUGUGUCAUACCAAAACCUUAAAAAAUCUAAUACGGCCGAUGCAAACUCAACAAAGGAAAAGGUGGUCGGUUGGCUUGGAGUAGCUUCAUGGUCCAUCUACGCUGUCAUAGUGGCGAGUAAAUCGGGAAUUAUUUUCAUUGACUUUGCAGAUGACCUUGACGAAAGUAACUUUUUUGGUCCAAACACACUGAAAACUGCCUUAGCCUUAACUGGAGUAGUUUUUCUGCUUCACCUUUCAUCACUUCAUGACGCCAAGCCGGGUUCUGAGAGGAGGGCAUACAUUGACGAGUUAGCGGGUACCGUCAUUUUUGACGUCAUGGACUGUGUAGACAGCAUGGAACCAUUGUUCAUCAAAGAGGAUCGAGAAUCUUUCCCACCAGGUCUUAUAGAAGCCAUAGUUGCGAUAGCGUGUUUGAAUUUUGUUAUACCUACAAUUCCUCUUCUCACGCUUUCACACAGCAAGUUCGGCCACGCAAUGCUUCCUCGUCGCCUCGUUAUGAUACACAAGAUUCUUUUGGCAUACAUUAUCAACCUGCCCCUUUUGAUUAUGAGAAUGAUUUUAUGGCACGGUCUUAAUCAUGGCGUCUCUAUAUUUUCUUUAAAGAAUGUGAUUGUGAUCGGUGUGAUAACAUACGAUUUCUAUGAGCAUCAUGAAGCAAAUAUGGACGCAUCGAUCAAGAAAAAUGAAGUCAGUGAAAUCAAAAAUGAGGAAGAGAUUAUACCAACAGAUUCUUAUAGGCUUGAAAACCGUUUUAAUUAUGAAUGAUCGUUUUUGCCUCCUAAUGAAAAAGGCCAAGACUGAAAAUCUCGGUAUAAAACGUCUUAAUAGGUUAAAACGAUAUUGUACCGUUUUCGCAAUCCUCGUACAUUAGCAAACCGAAUUUAGAAUUCAGUUUUGUUUAUUGUUAACGGAUAUUCUACCCUGUCAGAAAUACGAUUUGAACAAUCAGCUUUACAUGGAAGAGGUUACACAAGAUUCAAUGGUAGGAUGACGCUACCAUUACCUGGUAGUGAGGGAAAGAUCAGUUUAAAUUAUAUCGAGCGAAGCUUUGUGAAGCAAGGCUCUGAAGGUAACAUGUAUGUGAAAGGAAAAAAAAUAAAAAACAGGCAAACGAAGAGAUAAUCUCUAUACACGUUCACUGAAAAUUUAGUGAGCAGUAUGGGCGCCGCCAUGUUUUUUUUUUUUUUUUUUUUUUUUUUUUUUUGUCCAUUAGUUUUUUCAACAGUUAUACGAGUUAUAUAUGUGACUGCCACAAAUAAAAGACUGAGGUGUCAUUUGUAAUUUAAACAUUCAAUUUGUUCAAAAUGAAUGGUAUGAUUCUUAUUGUAACAGUUUUUCUCAUAUUAAAUAAACAAACAAUAAUACGACUAAGUAGAUGAACGAGUUCAUUGGUUUCUUUGAAUAAAAAUAUACGAUAUUAUUUACCAAUUUAAAUUGCAAAAUGGAAUGUUUUGUUGUUGUUUGAUAUAAUAUUGCUGACGGUGCUACCGUUUGAGCGAGCGCAGCUACAUAUAUAUAUCGUUUACUGUUCAGGGGUUUGACCAGGUUGAAUUUAAACAUAGGGAUAUAAGGCUGACUCUUUUUCGCGCAAAAUUAUCUUCCUGUAUUCGCAGCACCCUUACUGGGAAGCAGAAAUUGAAUUUCUUGUUUUAUGAUGGCAAGUGGAAACAAAAACUUCGAUUGGGAAUUGAGCGCUCUAUUUGAGGCCGAGGUAAAUACUUCAUAUCAAAGUAAUGAUUAUAAGUACGAUUUACGUUUUCAGCCUCUUACAUUUACAUUAUACUUGUUUUUAUUGAAUUCCCCCACUUCCAGUAAAUCUGAAACACGUGAUUUGUAAAUAUAACUAAUAAGUUUGUGUUUGUAAAUAAGGAUUCUUGAUGAGCAGCCAUUGCUGGCAAUUUAUGAUAUGUGCGUGUGUGUUUGUUUAUUUUAUAAAGAAUAGACUAAUGGACUUUUGCGAGAAGGGCUGACUUUUACAGUCAACGGCUGACUUUGACACAAGCAUAAUAUACGGAAACCUUUUCGUGACAUAUAUGUACAUACAUGAAUAAGUGAUGAACCGAUCCAAUGUACAGAAAUGUUAGUUGUCCAAAGAGUAUCGAGUUGUUCCGGUUCAUUUCCAUGCUCAUGCUGCUUCUGGAAAAGUAAAGUCUAUGUGACCUAAUAUCCCCAUAUAUUCCUCC